Molecule: messenger RNA, 2559 nt
Organism: Saccharomyces eubayanus
Lineage: Eukaryota; Fungi; Ascomycota; Saccharomycetes; Saccharomycetales; Saccharomycetaceae
Gene: YME2
Product: Yme2p
Exons: 1
Coding region: 1-2559 (852 amino acids)
Cellular component (GO): mitochondrial inner membrane
Molecular function (GO): RNA binding
Source: RefSeq, a predicted model, not a curated record
AUGCUGUUAGCACGAAUGGCGUCGCUAAAUAUGGCCAGGAUGCCUGUACCAUGCCUGGCUAGAGGAAUAGGUAUUCUCAAGGGCAAGUAUAGGCUGAUGAACUUAAUAAACGCUCAACCCGCAGUAAGGCAUGUGUCCAGUGAAAUUCAACAGAAGGACCAGCAGGCGGGUGAAUCGAACACCGCCACCGAUACCGGUGUCAUUUACAAGUCGGACGAAGAAACGUUGAUGUAUUUCGAUAACGUUUACGCUAGGGCGACCUCCGUUUGGAAUCCAACGCUAUGGUACAAUCUGCUUCUGAGAAAUCAGUCUCGGGAAGCAGUGAGAGAGACAAUCAAAAACUUGGCUAGUCCACCGAGUAACCCUAUCCAUGGGCUGGAGUUAAAGUCUACCAUUCCGGUGAAAAGAGAUGGAGGUGUAUUUGCUACAUUUGUCGUUCCACCAAAAUACACAAAGGCUCAAGUGAAUUCCUUGAUUCAACAGAAUACAGCUAGAGAAUCUUCCAAAAACUUGCUUGCGUAUUUCACACGAGCAUCUGCUUUCCCCGUAAAGGGUUCACCUUGGAUCGAAGAUUUGAGAAGAUUGCCAAGUACCACCAUAGUAAUAAAGUUUCAAGGACCCGCACUAACAGAAGAGGAAAUUUACUCUUUAUUUAGAAGGUAUGGGACAAUCGUUGAUAUUUUUCCACCAACUAGUGCCACCAACAAUGAGGCAAAAAUCAGAUACCGCUCAUACCGUGGUGCCAUUUCUGCCAAAAAUUGUGUCUCCGGUAUCGAGAUUCAUAAUACUGUCUUGCACAUACAAUACGAAAACAUCAUAAGAGGUCACAUAGUCAGCAAUUUUUUCACAAACCAUACCAGGAUUGCUAUUCCUGUGAUGUUUGCCCUACUCUCGAUUUUUGCUGUUUUGGUGUUCGAUCCUAUAAGAGAAUUUUCUAUCGAACAGAAGAUAAGUCACAAAUACUCUUUUUCAUGGGACAAUAGGUUUUGGAAACAGUUGAAAACAUUGACCUCUUCUACCAUGACCUCUAUCAAAUACUACUGGGGUAGUACUGAUGACAACCAUCAAAGAAAGCAUUUGUGGGGAGAAAGAAUAGAAAAGGUCAAUGACUUGAAAAUGUGGCUUGAAGAAAACAAUAACACUUUUGUGGUCAUUAGGGGGCCCAGAGGUUCAGGAAAACAUGAUUUAGUCAUGCAACACACUUUGCAGAACAGAGCAAACGUUUUAUAUCUCGACUGUGAUAAAUUGAUUAAAUCAAGAACAGAUCCCAAGUUUUUGAAAAAUGCCGCUAGUCAAUUGGGUUAUUUCCCAAUUUUCCCAUGGAUCGACUCCAUCACUGGUGUUCUCGAUUUGACUGUCCAGGGGUUAACAGGGCAGAAAACAGGGUUAUCCGAGACAAAAGAAUCUCAAUUUAGAAAUAUGUUGACCACUUCAUUGAUGUCGAUUAGACGCAUUGCCCUUAAGAAUUACAAAGCCUUCAUUUCCACCAGUGACGGAGCAGUUAAUAUCAAAGAAGAAGAUUAUUUGCAACAACAUCCAGAAGCUAAGCCUGUUAUCGUUAUAGAUAGAUUUGAGGGUAAAUCUGAAAUCAAUGGAUUUGUGUACAAAGAAUUAUCUGAUUGGGCAGCUAUGCUAGUUCAAAUGAACAUUGCACAUGUGAUUUUCUUGACAGAAACUGUCGCAUCCAACCAAAGAUUAAGUGAGUCACUGCCCAACCAAGUGUUCAAGAAUUUGAUUUUAUCAGAUGCGUCAAAGGAAAAUUCGAGAAACUAUGUGUUGUCUCAAUUGGAAGAAUACUUGUAUUUCAACAGGAAGGUCAAGGGAGAAGACGCAAAUGAAGUUGAAGAGGAAAAGAAAAAGAAUGAAAACGAUGAUUCUGAGGCUAGUGAUGACUUGAAUUCAGAUAAGAAGAAAGCUGAGGUUAUUUUAAACGAAAAGGAACUGCAAGAUAUUGACGCUUCCUUAGAACCAUUGGGCGGUAGAAUGUUAGAUUUGCAAGCAUUUGUAAGAAGAGUCAAAUCAGGAGAAGAGCCUACCGAAGCGCUAGACAAGAUGAUUGAACAGGCUUCUGAACAGAUAACUCAAAUGUUUUUGAGUGACAAAAUUGAUGGUACAAAGAGUGCCCAAGCUUGGGAACUGAUCGAAUUAUUGAGUUCCCAUCCAGUGCUUCCAUUCCACGAAGUUGUUAACAUGCCAUUAUUCAAGGCGGCUCCAGAGACAGGGAUCAUGGAACUGGAAAACAAUGGGUUAAUCACUGUGUCCAGGGAUAGGGGUGUUUUACAGGAGAUUAGGCCUGCCAAACCACUAUACAGAGCAGCAUUCACAUAUUUGAUUAACGAUGCUGAACUUUCAAAGGUGUUGAAAACUCGUUACUUAUUAAAGGUUGUAGGUUUUGAAACCGGCAGGAUCAAGAAGUGGGAAGAAGAGUUAAAGCCCUUAGGAAAAGUUCCUGACCAGAAACUGUUCAAAAGUAGACUGGACUAUUUAUCUGGAAAGAUAAACGCCAGUAACGCUGUCAUUAAUAAGUGCGAAGAAGAAAUAAAAAAGUUAUCUAAGUAG